Messenger RNA from Uranotaenia lowii, 363 nucleotides. RefSeq lists its product as uncharacterized. The coding region runs from base 1 to 363 and encodes 120 amino acids. The record is from RefSeq and is a predicted model, not a curated record. The transcript has a single exon. Lineage: Eukaryota; Metazoa; Arthropoda; Insecta; Diptera; Culicidae.
AUGUCGAACAACUCAGCGCUCCGCUGCAGUAGAAGGAGGGUCCUGGCGAGCGUGAACUGGUCUAUUCUGCGAUACAGAGUGACAGCCUGGAAGGCAGCUUUGAGCAGGCAGUGUAUUUUGCAGAAGCUUUGCAGCGUACAGCGGCUGGUGAACCUGAACCUGGUUAUCAGCGGAUACGGAACAGUGUCCUCGGUAGCAGCUGAUGUUGUGGCGAGGGUCAUGCCCGUCUCGGCCAUGUUAGAGGAAGAUAUCUUCUGCUACGAGCAUAGGCACAUGCCCCAUGUGCGAAAACAUGCCAAAGAGGCCUCGAUGUCCAACUGGCAGCACCAGUUGGACAGCUUAGAACAUGUACCCAUCGCUUGA